Messenger RNA from Pteropus alecto (black flying fox), 2125 nucleotides. RefSeq names its product ST3 beta-galactoside alpha-2,3-sialyltransferase 3 (gene ST3GAL3). The coding region runs from base 49 to 1173 and encodes 374 amino acids. Lineage: Eukaryota; Metazoa; Chordata; Mammalia; Chiroptera; Pteropodidae. The transcript is spliced from 11 exons. Gene Ontology annotation, molecular function: sialyltransferase activity. The record is from RefSeq and is a predicted model, not a curated record.
GUUUUUUUAUUUUUUCAGGUCAUGUAGGAAAUCGUAAAUCAUGUGAAGAUGGGACUCUUGGUAUUUGUGCGCAAUCUGCUGCUAGCCCUCUGCCUUUUUCUGGUAUUGGGAUUUUUGUAUUAUUCUGCGUGGAAGCUACAUUUUUUCCAGUGGGAGGACUCCAAUUCAGUGGUUCUAUCCUUUGACUCCGCUGGACAAACACUAGGCUCAGAGUAUGAUCGGUUGGGCUUCCUCCUGAAGCUGGACUCUAAACUGCCUGUGGAAUUAGCCACCAAGUACGCAAACUUUUCAGAGGGAGCUUGCAAGCCUGGCUAUGCUUCAGCCUUGAUGACUGCCAUCUUCCCCCGGUUCUCCAAGCCUGCACCCAUGUUCCUGGAUGACUCCUUCCGCAAGUGGGCCAGGAUCCGAGAAUUUGUGCCGCCUUUUGGGAUCAAAGGUCAAGACAAUCUGAUCAAAGCCAUCUUGUCAGUCACCAAACAGUACCGCCUGACCCCGGCCUUGGACAGCCUCAGCUGCCGCCGCUGCAUCAUCGUGGGCAAUGGAGGUGUCCUUGCCAACAAGUCUCUGGGGUCACGAAUUGAUGACUAUGACAUUGUGGUCAGACUGAACUCAGCACCAGUGAAAGGCUUUGAGAAGGACGUGGGCAGCAAAACUACACUGCGCAUCACCUACCCUGAGGGCGCCAUGCAGCGGCCUGAGCAAUAUGAACGCGAUUCUCUCUUUGUCCUCGCUGGCUUCAAGUGGCAGGACUUCAAGUGGCUGAAGUAUAUCGUCUACAAGGAGAGAGUGAGUGCAUCAGAUGGCUUCUGGAAAUCUGUGGCCACUCGAGUACCCAAGGAGCCCCCUGAGAUUCGCAUUCUCAACCCGUAUUUCAUCCAGGAAGCUGCCUUCACCUUCAUUGGACUGCCCUUCAACAAUGGUCUCAUGGGCCGCGGGAAUAUCCCGACCCUUGGCAGUGUGGCAGUGACCAUGGCACUACACGGCUGUGAUGAGGUGGCAGUCGCAGGCUUUGGCUACGACAUGAGCGCACCCAAUGCACCCCUGCACUACUAUGAGACUGUGCGCAUGGCGGCCAUCAGAGAGUCUUGGACACACAAUAUUCAGCGAGAGAAAGAGUUUCUGCGGAAGCUGGUGAAAGCACGUGUCAUCACUGACCUGACCAGUGGCAUCUGAGGUGGGCCCAACACGUAGACAAAGAGGUCCCGGCGCCACCAAGAGCAAGCAGCAGCCAACCACCUGCCCACUUCAUUGGCCUUGGUCUAGCUCUGCCUUAGAGGUGCAAGAGUCUUCACACCCAGAGAUGGACAGUGCCAAGUGGCCCCAGGGGUGGCAAAGCCUUGGUGGGGCAGCCAGAGCUGUGUCUGCUCAGAGGCCAGCCUCAAAGACCAGCACUUGGCCUCACUCUCAGCCUAGGUCCUUGAAGCCAGAGAACCAGGAGGCCACCGGCCAUGCCCAGCAGGCCCAGCAUGCAGGAGGUGGACAUUAGGCAGCAAGGCUGCUGUCAGAAUUAUUUCUCGAAUCGGUGUUUGGUGUAUUAUCAUUUUGUGAAUUUGGGGGAGGGGGGUAGGGAUAAUUUAUUUUUAAAUAAGUUUGGAGAUGUCAAGUUUGGUCCACUUGCCAUGCAGAAAGAAGCCCACUAGAGGGCCCACCAGGCAGUGGUACCAGUGGGCUCCCUGUAGAGUGGGAGUGCCAUUACUUGCCUGUACUAAGCUCCAAGGCCACAGGGAGGGGCAGGAUCUCAUGCUAGGCCCCUCUAGCUCAUGGCACUGUUUGGCCUUUCUUGGGGAGACAAUGGGGUAUUCCCAUGCACCAGCCCCUAGCUGUCCCACAGGGAAACCCUGGAGCCAUCCUUUAAGCCAACAAGAUAGCCUCUGGCUAGAGCAGAGGGAACUUCAGAGCUCAGAAGGUGAUGCCUGGCCCAGCCAAUGGGAAUGGCCUCUUCCCCAGCUGCUACUGAUCCAUAGGACAGUGCCCCAAGCCUGGACUGACCAACUUGGCAGCCAGGUCUUUGGGUUCUGCCUUUAGGCUGGACCAGAGGGAAGUGAGGCUCAAGGACCUUACCCAGGCUGUGGCAGCCAUCCUGGGCAGCCAUCAUGGAAGCAAUAAAGCUCUUCCCUGAACCUGA